AAAAGUCAGAGCUAAGAAAAAUAAUUAAUUCUUUUUUCAUUCAGACACCGUGUGGUCCCCAACACCAGCCUGUCCGAAAACCCAAACUUGAUACACAAACACAGACCACCGAAGCAGCUCACAUUCACAUCUCUCUCCUCUGUGUUUCUCACUCCCCACUUUCUAAUCGCCGGCUAUUCAACUAAACAUCGACAAAAAACAAACUUCAAUUCUCCAAAAACAUAUUUUUUCUUUCUUGAUUCCUUCUUCAACAGAUUAUUUCAAUCUUACAGAGCACCAUGGAUCGUUGUAUCUAUGGUUGCUCCGCCAUUACUCUCUUCUUCCUCCUCCUCACUGCAUCCGCUCUCGAACCGGGUCACCACAACGUCACCGGGUCUGGUCAAAUAAACUCCAACUCCGUUCUCGUAGCUCUCCUUGACUCUCGUUACACUGAGCUAGCCGAGCUAGUCGAGAAGGCUCUCCUUCUCCAAACCCUCGAAGACGCCGUCGGUCGUCACAAUAUUACUAUUUUCGCCCCUCGCAAUGAAGCCCUCGAGCGUGACCUCGACCCUGAUUUCAAACGCUUCUUGCUCCAACCAGGUAACCUCAAAUCUCUCCAGACGCUUCUCUUGUCUCACAUUAUCCCCAAACGAGUCGCCUCCAACCAAUGGCCUGACGAGAAUUCGGGUCGGGUCAAACACGUUACGCUAGGCAAUGAUCAAGUGCUGCAUUUAACUCAACUCAAAGGAACCAACGGCAAGAGACUGGUCAAUUCCGCUGUCAUUACCCGACCCGAUGAUUUGACCCGACCCGACGGUUUGAUCCACGGUAUCGAGCGGCUUUUGAUCCCUCGUUCCGUUCAAGAAGAUUUCAACCGACGCAGAAGUCUCCGAUCAAUCUCCGCCGUUUUACCCGAAGGAGCUCCUGAAAUCGAUCCGAGAACCAACCGUCUCAAAAAACCCGCAUCCGCCGCAGUUCCCGCCGGAUCUCCGCCGGUGCUUCCGAUUCAAUCCGCUAUGGCUCCAGGUCCUUCGCUAGCUCCGGCUCCGGCUCCGGGACCAGGAGGUGCUCGCAAACACUUCAACGGCGAUGCUCAGGUCAAAGAUUUCAUCCACACAUUGUUGCAUUACGGCGGAUACAACGAAAUGGCCGAUAUCCUCGUGAAUCUGACGUCGCUGGCGACGGAGAUGGGUAGAUUAGUGUCUGAAGGUUACGUCCUCACCGUGUUAGCUCCGAACGACGAAGCUAUGGCGAAAUUGACGACGGAUCAGCUGAGCGAGCCCGGAGCUCCGGAGCAAAUCAUGUAUUACCACAUUAUACCCGAGUAUCAGACGGAGGAGAGUAUGUAUAAUUCGGUUAGGAGAUUUGGGAAGGUCAAAUACGAAACGCUGCGUUUUCCUCACAAGGUUGGUGCUAAGGAAGCUGAUGGUUCGGUUAAGUUCGGUUCUGGUGACCGGUCGGCUUAUUUGUUUGAUCCGGAUAUUUACACCGACGGUCGGAUAUCGGUUCAAGGGAUCGAUGGUGUUCUGUUCCCAGAGGAGGAAGAAGAGACGGUUAAGAAAUCGACCGGUUCGGCUAAGAAAGUUGUUCAACCGAGAAGAGGGAAGUUGCUGGAAGUAGCAUGUAGAAUGCUUGGAGCAAUAGGCAAGGACUCAUAUCUAAGCAGAUGCUGAUGAAUUCAUCAAACCUGGAAGAGAUUAUUUAAGAAACAUCUCUCGAGUGUUGUCUGUAUACACAUAUCAAAGGUUCUUUGGACAAGGAUGAAAGACUUGGAGGAAAAGAGCAGGACAAACGAAACAAAACACAAGAGAGGGAAUAACAUCAAUGUUCAAAGCAUAUUCUUCAAUGGGAAUAUGAAAGAGGGGUUUUGUUGGAUUUUUAUUUCUAAUAUGAGAAAAGUAUAUUAUUAUUUUUAUUUUUGGGUGGGGGUUUUGAGUUUUGGGGGUUAUAAAUACUGUAAUUAGAUAGAUAUGUGAACUUCAUUUUUUCAAUUGAUUUGGUGUAAUGAAAAUGAAUCAUAAAGUGGGGAACAAAAGAAAAAGACUUUUUUUGAGUACC
Molecule: messenger RNA, 2037 nt
Organism: Capsella rubella
Lineage: Eukaryota; Viridiplantae; Streptophyta; Magnoliopsida; Brassicales; Brassicaceae
Product: fasciclin-like arabinogalactan protein 18
Exons: 3
Coding region: 279-1652 (457 amino acids)
Source: RefSeq, a predicted model, not a curated record